AAAACCUCUACCCUCCCACCCCCAUGUAGCUCCCAGUUUUGCUCGCAGCAGCAGACUGUCAAACUCAAACAAGUUUAGCUGCCGCCGAGUGACUCAUACAGGUGCGCUGUUGCUAACAAAUGCCUGUGACCGCACAAUAAUGAAGCACAGCUGAUGUGGCAACAGCCGGGGACAACCAGAUUUCCGGAGCUGCCUCAGGCCUUGUUGUUGUUUGUCGCGUUCUAUCCAUGAUUUUGGUGUCAGCCGCUUAGCGCGCGGGUUAACUCAGUUUUUUUAAACGACAAAGGUCGAUGUCUUUUAAUGGAGGAUUUGUGCAGAUAGCGGUGAAGAGAAUUUACGACUGGGCAAGGACAGAACAGUGGAGGUACAGGCUAGGCUUCUCUGCCAUGGGGAGCUCCUGCAGUAAUCAUCUGGGGAUCCCUCCUCCGAAGGGCCCCAACCAUGUGGGCUGCACAGACUUCAUGAUGGACCACACUGCACAGGGCAGCUUCUUCCGGUUGUACUAUCCCUGCCAGGAGACGGAGAAAGCCGAGAAGCCUGACUGGGUCCCGAACAUGGAGUAUUUUUACGGCCUGGCCGACUUCAUGAAAAUCAACCGAACUUGGAGUGAAAAGAUUUUCGAAUACCUCUUUGGCUCCUAUAAGAUCCCCGCCUACAUGGACGCUCCGUUUAAAUCCAGUGAGAAGUGUCCCGUGAUUAUCUUCUCCCACGGCCUCGGUGCCUUCAGGACUUUGUAUUCAGCUAUAUGUGUAGAGCUGGCCUCUCAGGGCUUCAUCGUGGCGUCAGUGGAACACAGAGACGAGUCGGCCUCGGCUACCUUUUACUUCCACGAGAAGACGGAACCCGGGCCGACGCAGGAGAGCUGGCCCAUGUCGCCAUCAGCCUCGGAUCGAGACAACCUGCUGAAGGAGUGGCUGUACUACAGAGCUCUGAAGCACGGCGAGAGCGAGUUCCCCCUGAGGAACAAGCAGGUGAAGCAACGAGCCGACGAAUGCAUCCUGGCUCUGGAUAAACUCACCCAGAUGAACUCUGGAGUAGCAGUGCAGAACGUCCUGCAGACGCCGUUCGACUACACAACGCUGGAGAAUUCCAUGGACCUGUGCAGGACAGCAGUGAUUGGACAUUCCUUUGGCGGCGCAACCGUUAUUGAAUCCCUGUGCAAGGAGGUUAAGUUCAAGUGUGGCGUAGCUCUGGACGCCUGGAUGGUCCCUUUAGAUGACGAGAUCUUUCCUCGGGUCAAGCAGCCCAUUUUCUUCAUCAACUCCGAGAAGUUCCAGUGGGCGGGAAACAUCAGCCGCAUGAAGAAGUUGGAUUGCACUGUCAUAGACAGGAAAAUGAUCACCAUCAGAGGCACGGUUCACCAGAGCUUUCCAGACUUCACCUUCCUGACCGGGAACUGGAUCGGGAAGCUGAUGAAGCUGAAAGGGGAGAUCGACCCGGAGCUAGCCAUAGACCUCUCCAAUAAAGCAACUCUGGCCUUUCUGCAACGCCAUCUUCAUCUGGAGAAGGAUUUCAAUCAGUGGGACCCUUUGAUUGACGGACACGACAAAAACCUCAUCCCAGGAACCAACGUAAUUCUGCUCCAGUCUUCUAUGUGAACACCCUGAUGGGCGUCUCGUGCUCCAGAAUCUCUCCCAGCUAAAGCCGGUUCCUCUGAAUGAGGAGAAUGCGUCGGAGAGAAAAGCCAGUCUACCUCAUAAGCAGGCAGGACAAAUCACCAAGUGUACCGCUGAUUGUAUCAAGAGGCCUUGAUGUACAAAGGACUUCCUUUUACUGUUGGUGAAAUCUUUUUUUAGCUUCCAGGUUCAUAUUUGUUCAGUAAAAACCAAGUAUUUUAAGCAAUUUGUUUGGAUCUCGACUUAGAUUUUUGUCCUAAACUAUAAUAAUCUGAUGCAAACUGGUUUUAAUUAGUAGUUCAGCCAAAUAAAAAGGCCUAAUUUUUUCAACACUAACGCCUACAGUAAGAUCCUAUGUGCUGCAGCUCAGUACGAUUCCUCAUGGGUGAAUAGCACGUACAAUGUUUAAUCGCAUACUGUCUAUAAUCUACGUGUUUUAAAUAAACUUGUAUCAAAUAA
Poecilia latipinna (sailfin molly) is the source of this 2075-nucleotide messenger RNA. It is a transcript of the gene pla2g7, whose product is annotated as phospholipase A2, group VII (platelet-activating factor acetylhydrolase, plasma). The record is from RefSeq and is a predicted model, not a curated record. The coding region runs from base 291 to 1598 and encodes 435 amino acids. The transcript is spliced from 11 exons. Lineage: Eukaryota; Metazoa; Chordata; Actinopteri; Cyprinodontiformes; Poeciliidae. Gene Ontology annotation, molecular function: 1-alkyl-2-acetylglycerophosphocholine esterase activity.